Meloidogyne enterolobii is the source of this 958-nucleotide messenger RNA. The record is from the annotation of a GenBank genome assembly. Lineage: Eukaryota; Metazoa; Nematoda; Chromadorea; Rhabditida; Meloidogynidae.
UUUUAUUUUUAAGAAAAUGUUUGAUUUUCUUAGACCAAUUCAAGACCCUACUCUAAGAAUAAUGAUACCUGAAGAAAUUUUGGACAGGCAUCAGCAUCACAGUCACCAUGGAUCGGCCAGCAACAGUCGAAAUGGAAAUAGCGGACAAUGUAGUUCUUGCUUCGAUGAGUCAGAAGAAGAUGAUUAUGGUGAUAAUGUUGGAGGAGGGGGGAUGGCUCUCACACCUCCUCAAAUUAGGCGCAAAUUUAAGGCAUAUACCGUAAUGCAACGAUCGGGCUUUCAACAUACUGAGUAUAAAUAUGUACAAAUUCUUACUCAUCUAUGCAAGGCAGAAAUAUUUAUUUCCGCUAUUUAUGGUAUUCAUGGCUUAUAUUGUCCUGGAUUUGAACAAGAAAGUGCUUAUCAGGGGACUUGUCAUAUAAAUGUUCUCUCUUCCCUAGUUGGGUUAUUUACGGGGGGAAUGGGACUUGGAGCUGUUCACAGGACGAUGUUGGUUUGUUGGCUAAUUAUGUGCAUUAUUUCUUCAGUGGCUAAUCUUCUAUCUGUAAUAACAACAGACCACCUAAGCAAGUUAAAAUCUCGUACGGGCCUAGCAAAUGGCCUUUCUGGAUUGAUGCUUUUAGGCAAUGUUCUAGUUGGUGUUUGUUUUAUUCUUACAUCAGUAAUUAUUUGUCAUUAUUGGGCAUCAAAUUCAACAAGAUACCAGCCAGUAGGGAGAGUUGCGAAGAGAACGCUUCCACGCACUCAUCAGGGUAAACGUCGCUCUACUAAAGCUACAAACUCAUUAUCUACAAUUGGAGGAAAUAAAAAUUAUCCGUAUACGCAAAAUGACGGAUUCUAUCAAAACAAUUCAGAAUUUGAAAAUAAAAAUGAUACAAAUGGACAAUCAUGUAGUUCUAUUAGGGAAGAAAGAAUAAAAAAUAAUAGUGAAUUGAAUGAUAAUAUAAAUAUUGUUUAA